AUGAGCAGCGCUGGGGGCGGUCGGGGGGCGGUCCGGGCAAGCCUCCUUCGGGCCGAGACCCAGCGAACCUGCCCGGCUCCUUCCGCUCGGGCUCGCGCGCAAGUCGGCCAAUGGCCCGUCCCGGUCACCAACGCUGACGGCCUAGAAGCCGACCGGCCCCAGCUUCUCCAGACCCCGCCUCAGAACCGCGUCCUCCACCCGCUCCACAGCAGCUCCUAUACCACAAGCUCCCAUACCACAAGGCCCCCGUACAAAAUGGCGGCUUGGCCUAAGGAACUACUAACCAUAGAGAUGCCCGCCUUCCGCGGAGAGAGCGCCGACCUCUGA
Messenger RNA from Rangifer tarandus platyrhynchus (Svalbard reindeer), 327 nucleotides. The record is from the annotation of a GenBank genome assembly. NCBI's taxonomy places the organism in Eukaryota, Metazoa, Chordata, Mammalia, Artiodactyla, Cervidae.